UUCCCUUCUGCAAUCCGCGUGGCUCCAUAAUUUUCUCACCUCAGUUCAGAGACCGUGGACCCGGCUUUUACUAGGCUUGACCAUCUUAACUUUGGACGCGCCGUGCCCUGAGCUGGAACUGGAAGCUUCACUGGCCAUACUCACUUGGAUCUCCAGUCGGAAUCACUGCCCUUCGUGGUCGAACACUAUCGUAUCCUAUCCUUCGCUUCUUUGGAGCGCAUGCCGUAUUCCGGAGUACACGCUGUAUCCCCGUGUCCCGCUAGUGCGGAAAGAGCGCGGGCUUGCUUGGAUAUAUGCAAACUGGGGUUCGCUUCUACCUGUUGCCCUCUUCCAUGACCCAGUCAAGCCGUUGCUCAUCUGUGCAGUCGUUUGCCAGCGCUGAUAGUAUGUCCAUAUCUGACUCAUCCUCGCCUGAGGGAGCGCCUGCCUUCUUACCGGCGUACACGGAGAUGAAUGGCUCGUCCCGCUCGGAACACGAGGACGACACGAGUAGUCUGCAAAGCCAUCGAUUCUUUUUGGAGGACGGGAACGUACGGUUCCAGCUCGAGGACGGGACCUUGUUCAACGUCCAUCGCUACUUCUUCAAGAAACAUGCGCCCUCUUUCGCAGCCGAAUAUCUUCGGGAUGUAGCAGAGGAGGCGAUCAAGCUUCCCGGCGUUACAACAGUCGACUUCGAACGCUUUCUCACCAUGAUUUAUCCGUCUGAGAUCGGCGAGCGCGAUAUCGAAACCGUCGACGAGUGGACAUCGGUCCUCCGCCUCGCGACGAAGUGGUGCGUCCCUCGCUUGCGCGCCCUCGCCAUUCGCGAGAUAGAGCCCAAGGCGACGCCCAUCGAGAAGAUCGUCAUCGCGCGGGAGUUCGACCUCGGCAAGGACUGGCUUCUCCCGUCGUUCACGGCCAUCUGCACCUCGUCGAAGCCGCUCGAUUAUGACGAGGCGGAGCGCCUCGGGCUGCGCACCGUUGUGGACAUCGCACGCAUCAGGGAGGCGCGAUGCAGGUCUAGCGAUCGCGAGUCGACGGAGAGCGAAUACGACGUGGCGUCCGCUGUGCUGGCGAGUAGCGUGCUUGUGCCUACGCAUGCAGGAGAUUCCUCACCGCCGGGCAACGAUGACACGGUCGUCGUGGACGAUCUCAUGCUGAGUACUCCUCAGGAGUUGGCUCUUACCGCGAAUUCUUCAUCAUUGCCUACGAGCACCCAAGACGCAAAUUCGAGCGAUAGCUCGACGCCGACGCAGUCAGAACCAGAUACUCCCCUCGCGGACGAGGAAAAUACGCCACAACAAGCGGACGAAGUAAGCGGCGACGAGACGGCUAUACCGGAGUCAUUAUGGGAGCGCGCUUUGUACGCUCUGAAGCUUGAGCGACCGGCCGAGAACGAGCAACCAGAAACUACGCAACGGCGCCGGGAGCGCCUAUCGGAGAUCGUCAAUGGUAUACUCGAAGGCAAUCCAAGAACUUCUGUUCCGACGCAAAUCGAGAUUACUGCUGAUUUAUCACAAGACAACGCCCUCCGGUGUACCCAGCGCGGGCUCGGAAGGGUGAUCGCCCAGCAGAUCUUCCUGCGAUUGGAGGAAAUGGGUGGUAGUGCGAAGGGUAGCAGUACGGAUGGCACGUCAUUGACCGUCGUUGUUCCCAAAAAGAGCGCAUCCACAGCCUCUAUUAGGAGCACGCUGACCAGUAAUCUUACACAGGGUGGUCUGAUCGCUAUUCCCUGCUCACAUAAUCAGAGGCUCCUUCAUGUGGCGGCUCCGCAAAAACAAAUUAAUUGAUGUUGUUCGAGAGGAGUAUAUGGCAGUGUCCUUCAUACAUCGGACUGUACUUUAUGGCAGAACCCAUAGUGAUUUGCAUUCUACUAGUACCGCCCCGAGAAUCCGUGCUCCCGAUUGUUCGAUAUAGACGACGAUUGUCUCCUCAUUUUGUAUCUUCCUCACUGGACCUGAUCUUGCAUUUCGUUCAUUCGUGACUUGUUGUCCGAAUGUUUGGUCCUCCUA
Schizophyllum commune H4-8 is the source of this 1991-nucleotide messenger RNA. RefSeq lists its product as uncharacterized. The record is from RefSeq and is a predicted model, not a curated record. NCBI's taxonomy places the organism in Eukaryota, Fungi, Basidiomycota, Agaricomycetes, Agaricales, Schizophyllaceae. Gene Ontology annotation, molecular function: protein binding. The coding region runs from base 294 to 1769 and encodes 491 amino acids. The transcript is spliced from 5 exons.